AUGGACGAAACCCCACCCCAGAAACAAAGCCAAUCCCUCACCUCCCUCCCCACAGAGCUCCACCUCCACAUCUCAUCCUACCUCCCCUACCCCGACGCCCUGGCCCUAAAACACACCUCGCGCCACUUCUACGCCCUCGUCUACACCGGUGUCCACCUCAAAGUCGACUGGUUCGUCGAGCGCUUCGAGCGCAAGCUUGAAUGUCCCAUGGAGAAGUGCUCCUUCCGCACCGACGAGGCGUUCUGUAACCUGCGCAUCCGCCGCAUCAUGGAGCGCAGACGACGGCAUCUGGAGUGUCCGCGGCGGGCCGGGGGUUGUUUGGUGGUCGGGGGCAGGACGUGUCAGGCGGAUUUGGUUCCGGGUUGGCUGAAGGGGAAGGGCGGUGUUGGGGUGGUUCUGGUGUAUGGGAAUGAGGUUUUGGUUCUUGGGGGGUUCUUUUUGGUGGUUUAUUUGUUGUGGGGGUCGUUUGGGUGGUUUUCUGCGUGA
Messenger RNA from Aspergillus nomiae NRRL 13137, 486 nucleotides. Its product is annotated as F-box domain protein. Bases 1 to 486 code for a protein of 161 amino acids. The record is from RefSeq and is a predicted model, not a curated record. The transcript is spliced from 2 exons. Lineage: Eukaryota; Fungi; Ascomycota; Eurotiomycetes; Eurotiales; Aspergillaceae. Gene Ontology annotation, molecular function: protein binding.